GGGAGCCAAUAGCGCCCACAUGCUGCCCUUUGUCUACAGUGCUUCGUUAGUUGCCAUCAGUCGCAAGCAAUCGCCAUGACUGAAGAAUACAAAGCAGAAAAUAGCCCAGCGCGAGGGCAAAAUGGAGUUCCUAUAAUCGUGACGCCAGUAGGUCCGCCAGUAGGUCCGCCAGUAGGUCCUACAGUAGGUCCUACAGUAGGUCCUACAGUAGGGCCUACAGUAGGGCCUACAGUAGGGCCUACAGUAGGUAAUCCAGUAGGACAGCCAGCGUCUUACCAAUACGAGAUGCAGUAGUGCGGACCAAAUGCGCCGCCCGGGUAUGUACUGUAUGGGCCACCGCCCGAUAAUGGGCCACCACCCCAUAUUUACUAUGGGCCACCUCCCCAGACCUAUGGGCCACCUCCCCAGACCUAUGGACCACCUCCCCAGACCUAUGGGCCACCACCGACCAAUGAUUACUACGGGCUUCAGUAUUGUGGGCCCCUUCACGCGUCAGCGGCGCCGCGGGGCGCCGGGGGAUAUUCGCAGCAGCCAACUCUGCAGCCAACAUAUGGCUGGGGUGUUACCCCCAGUGGCGGUGGAGUUGGCCACAGAACAGGCGCCCCCGGCGCCGCAACAACAACAAUAAUAACAAUAACAACAACGGAGGGGCCCACAAAUGCUGUAGUCACCACUGUUGUCAUUGAGAAAGAUUUCAAA
Messenger RNA from Cephus cinctus (wheat stem sawfly), 699 nucleotides. Its product is annotated as 27 kDa primary mesenchyme-specific spicule protein. NCBI's taxonomy places the organism in Eukaryota, Metazoa, Arthropoda, Insecta, Hymenoptera, Cephidae. Bases 76 to 294 code for a protein of 72 amino acids. The record is from RefSeq and is a predicted model, not a curated record. The transcript is spliced from 6 exons.